Molecule: messenger RNA, 1579 nt
Organism: Cryptomeria japonica (Japanese cedar)
Lineage: Eukaryota; Viridiplantae; Streptophyta; Pinopsida; Cupressales; Cupressaceae
Product: peroxisome biogenesis protein 19-1
Exons: 6
Coding region: 257-967 (236 amino acids)
Biological process (GO): protein import into peroxisome membrane
Cellular component (GO): peroxisomal membrane; peroxisome
Source: RefSeq, a predicted model, not a curated record
AUAUGUUUAAUGCACAAAAAAGCAUUCCUUGGCGGUUUACAUUCUGCUGAAGAAUUUUUUUUCUUUAAUACAAGGAAAGAUAACAGUAAAAAAUUAAGUCUACGAUUCCGCUGUAGGGAUACAAGAUUCAACUGAGCAUCGAAUUUGGAAGAAAAAUCCUGUUGAAAGUUUUGUAUAGUAUAAAAAAUACUGCUGAGAAAUUUGAACAGCGGAACUGCUCAUCGGAAAAAGUGCCGUAGCCGGGCAUUUCACAGCCAUGGCUGACUCCCACGGUGACUUGGACGAUCUUCUUGAUAGUGCGUUGGAUGAUUUUGGGAAGCUUGAACUGGGUCCUUCUCCAAACGCAGUAAUAGCUGAGAAUAGCUGUUCAGUUCAAGGGCUGGGCACAGGUUUACCGAAUCUUCCUCCGAGCAAGAAGAAGGGCAAGCAGAAGAUUGGGUCAUCUUCUGCUUCAAAACCCACUUCAACAGAUGCCCAUGCUGAAACUCUUGAAAAGCUUGCCCAGCAAACCAGAGAUACAUUACAUGACUUGCAACAUUCUGCCCAAGAUGAAGCUGCUGGCGAAAAGAUGGUCGAAGAUCUUUUUAAACAAUUUGAGGAUCUCGGUGGAUCACAGGAUAUGCAGUCUAUGGUUGCCACGAUGAUGCAUCAGUUAUUGUCUAAAGAGAUUCUUCAUGAGCCAAUGAAGGAAAUAGGUGAGCGGUAUCCAAAAUGGUUGGAAGCAAAAAAGGCUACAAUUAGCACUGAGGACUAUAAACGCUACUCUGAUCAAUAUGAACUUAUCAAGCAACUUUGUCAAGUAUAUGAGACACAGCCGGAUAAUUUUGAGAAAAUAGUUGAACUUAUGCAGAAGAUGCAAGAAUGUGGUCAGCCUCCAAGUGAUAUUGUGCAAGAGCUUGCUCCUGGCCUUGAUAUAGGAAAUGAAGGAGCUCAAGCAUGCAGUGGGCCUAUAUUUUGUAGCUUAUAAUGUACAGUUUAGAUUGCGGAGUGUUAUCUAUCCUGCAAUUCCAGGCUUUCUGAGAUUCUUGCCGACAAUUCUGGAUCAAAUUGCAGCAUCAUGUAAAGUGGUGCUUUGCAAUUUCUGUCCAUAUGAAACAUAUCUUGCAGGGGCUACAUUCAUUUGUCUUGCCAUAAUACCACUGAUAAUUUAUUGUGGGAAAAGUCUUCUCAAUAUCUUUUCAUAAGGAGAACAAAUAUUAUCACAUGAUUUUAUUGUACUACGUGGGAAAAACCUUUGAUAAUAUUGUACUUAGCAGUAUUUUUUUCUUUAUUUCGCUACAUUCCAUCUUUAGCUAAAAGGCAUUGGUUUAAUCUUUAAUUCCUCAUUCAGUUUACUCGAUAGUAAGGGACACACUUUCACAUUUUUAAUGCCUAACGGAUAAACGAUCAAUAAUUUCAUCUAAGUGAAUUUUAUUUUUUGACAGAUUUCUUGAAUAAAUAUUUUUUCAAGUAGUAAGCCUGCAUUCUCACAGAUUAUUUCUCUGUUGGAAGCGUGGCUGCUUCUGUCACUUUUUAACACAAAUUAUGUAUCUUGGAAUGAUUUUCAUCUAUUUCAGUCACUUAUUGACACAAACUUCAU